AUGGUUCAAUACUGUCAGUUGAUAUUUUUGCUGACAACUCUUACCACCCUCCACGUGUCAACCAACUCAGCGGCUACCCCACCGCCGCUACCAGCCACGGCGAGGGAGUUUCUGGAAACUCACAACCAAGCAAGAUCAUCCGUCGGCGUAGAACCCCUUACAUGGAGCGAGCAGCUAUCCAACAUUACCAACAAGCUCGUCCGCUAUCAACGAGACAAAAUGGCAUGUCAGUUUGCCAACUUAACAGCCGGAAAAUACGGCGCGAAUCAGCUCAUGUCACUUGGCGCGACGGUGACGCCACGCAUGGUGGUUGAAAAGUGGGUAAAAGAGAAGCAGUUCUAUAACCAUAGUGAUAACUCGUGUGCUCCGAAUCAUAGGUGUGGGGUUUAUACUCAAGUUGUUUGGAGGAAGUCGCUUCAACUUGGGUGCGCUCAAGCUAUGUGUGGUAAAGAUGGGAGUGGAACUAGUUUGAGUGUUUGUUUCUAUUCUCCACCUGGGAAUUAUGCUGGAGAGAGUCCUUAUUGA
Lathyrus sativus (Indian pea) is the source of this 525-nucleotide messenger RNA. NCBI's taxonomy places the organism in Eukaryota, Viridiplantae, Streptophyta, Magnoliopsida, Fabales, Fabaceae. The record is from the annotation of a GenBank genome assembly.